CCACAAGACCGCUUCAUUCAACACGUUUGUCCACUGAGCGAGCUCGACGUCACGAGGGCAUAUCGUCGCCCAACAAUUUAUAAUUUGCGCCAACCUCCAACCACACACCACUAGUACUAUCUACACACUCACAUAAACGCUCGACCGGGAAAAGAGAGACAGGCAAACGAUGACGGAAAUGUUGACAUCAGACGAAGAAGCUGCCGCGGCACGUGCUGCUGAGCAGGCGCGCCAACGCAAGGCCCGUCGCGAGGCGAAGAUUAAGGCCGGCGCCGGGGAUAGGUUGAAUAGAAUCACCGGUUUGGGAGGGGGCGUUCCGCGAGACCCCGCGCCCGCACCGGCAGCCACAGCGACGACCACGACACCGAGCGCUCCAGUUAGUACCGCCGCAGCCCAGCAUGCCGAUCCCGAAGAAGUCGACAUCUCGGAGCACUUCUACCAGCCCCAGACCACCGCGCGAGUGCCAUCCCCCAACACCAACAUCUCCGACGCCCAGCUUCGCCAGAUGAUGCUCGGUGUCGACCAGCCCGGCACCGCCACCCCUCCCAUGCCGGGCAUGCCGGGUAUGCCCACCGCGCCGCCAGGCAUGGAAGAGGACCCGAUGAUGCGCAUGAUGAUGCAGAUGCUCGGCGGCGGUGGCGGCGCCGGCGGCAUGCCCGGGAUGCCCUUCCCGCCGUCCACAGGCCCCGGCGGCGCGGCCCAACCCUUCCCACCUCAACAACAACAACAACAAGCCGCCACCACCCGCAGCGCCACCCUCUGGCGCCUCCUCCACGCGCUCAUCGCACUCGCCCUCGGCCUCUACAUCGCCCUGUACACGCCCUUCACGGGCAGCAAGCUCUCGCGGGACAGCGCGGCCGCGGCAGCCGCCGGCUCGGCCGAGGCGCGCGCCGACCCGACCGUCGCCGCCGCCGCGUCGUCGCAGAACUUCUUCUGGGCCUUCGCCACCGCCGAGGCGCUGCUGCUGGGCACGCGGCACUUUUUCGCCGACCGCGGCCGCAGCCGCCUGCAGACGGCGGCCGCGGGCGGGAGCGGCAUGCUGGGCAUGGUGGUCGGGUUCUUGCCGGCCGGGCUGAGGGCCAAGGUGGAGAUGGCGAUGCGCUACGGGGAGGUGCUCGGGACGAUCCGGGCGGAUGUGCUGGUUUUCUUGAGAGGGCACCUUUUGCUCGAGGAAUUCCGAUGUAACCGAUCAGAAUUGAGAAAACACGAUACUAGAUAG
Chaetomium fimeti is the source of this 1219-nucleotide messenger RNA. RefSeq lists its product as uncharacterized. Lineage: Eukaryota; Fungi; Ascomycota; Sordariomycetes; Sordariales; Chaetomiaceae. Bases 170 to 1219 code for a protein of 349 amino acids. The record is from RefSeq and is a predicted model, not a curated record. Gene Ontology annotation, biological process: retrograde vesicle-mediated transport, Golgi to endoplasmic reticulum. The transcript has 4 exons.